UUCUGAACUCACUUCUCAUAUCGUUCUGUUUUCUGAUCUUUUGAUGGGAUGCUCGUUUUCUAAGUGAAUCAUCCGCCUUCUUCUUCUUCUUCUUCUUCCCCUUCUCCGUCAUCAGCAUCAUCACAAUCACAAUCACCCUCCUCACCAUUACCAGCAGCGACUUCCAUCCGCAAACCACCGGUACCAACGAGUGCAAUUUCCGCAAUGGAGGGAGUCGCUACGACAGCAAUGCAUCGCAAAACGGUACAUGCUCAGCAACCGCAAGCGCUGGGAACCCCGCCGCCCUACCAACCACUGCAGCAGCCCCAGUACCAACAGCAGCAGCAGCAGCAACAACAAUACAGUCAACAACAACUACUACUACAACAGCAGCAGACAGCGUUGCCGAUGGACGUGCUGCAGGACUUGCUGCUGCUGAGCGGAGUCGGAGCGACGCCCGCUGGUGAAACCGCCAAUGCCCCGCAGCUUUCUCAGAGCAACCUCGCUGCGCACAUGUACAAUAACGCGCAGAUGCAGCAACAGAUUCAGCAAAUGCAGCAGCAAAUCCAGCUCCAGUUGCAGCUCCAGCUGCAGCAGCAGCAGCAGCAGCAGCAGCAGCACGCAGCAACGCUGACAACCGCAGCAACCGCAGUAACCGCAGCGCCGAGAACGCUUGGACCGGCUGCUCCUACGACGACUACGACGACCACGAACACUAGCACUACGACAACCUUGAAUAGUGCUGGCAUGAGUGGCGCAACAACGCAACGCAUGCUGCAGCAGGGCCAGCAGCACGGCGAUUUGUGGCCGACGUCGUUCCAUAUUGGUGGCGGAAUUGACACGAACAGCUACAUGUCGCAAACCCAGCAUCAAGGGGCAUCCGCAAUGGCGGGCGUCGUUGCUUCGAAUCAGAGUACAGAUAGCAUUGGUAGCACCGCUAGUGCGAUCGGAGGACUACCGUUCAUGAUGUCCGCCGCUGCGUCGACUGCUGGAUCGGGCGCCUUCCAUCCGGACACGAUGCUUGCCGCCAGCCACGGAGAUUUCCAAGGGACGGCGACGCCCUUGCUCUACCCAAGCAUGAUGCACACCGGACACACAGGCGAGCAGCAGCCAUUGCUACUGCAAGAACAAUUCCCAAGCGCAAAAUCAUCCGCACUGUUCUCUGCGAGCAGUGAAUCCGUGUCAUCGUCGUCGCUGAAUGGAUUUGGGUUUUCCCCCAUGCUCAUGCACGCCGUGCCUGAAAUGGGUUUUGCUGGCAAUCCACGGCUGUCCACCCUGUCACAAGGUGCGAUGAACGACUUGCACCCAGUGCUCAAAACCAUCGUGUACCAGCAACAACAGCAACAGCAACAGCAACAGCAAGAAACACACCCGUUGUUGCUGCAAGAUCACACAUACCGAAUGCAACUCCAGCAACAACAAACCGCCAUGCGUCAGCCGUCACCUGCAGAGUCUCCACGAUGGUCGCCUUCAGCUGGAGCCUCCCCUGUCGCUUCGAAUGCAGAAUCGACAACGAGCAGCAGUUACUCAACCACCCCGACCCUCUCGUCUUCCAGGCCCGCCGCCUCGUCCGCCAGCCAUUACACUGCUGCCGCCUCGGUCGAUCAGGCGACGCUCCAGCUGCACAAACUUCUUGAAGGCUCAUUUGCUCUUCCUCAGGCCCAACCGGUGCCGGCACGCAGUUCGGGCGCCUUCCCUUCGCCACCCACAUCCGAGCCGCUGGCGUCGCAGGGGUUGCCCACAAAAGGUACUGCUGCUGCGGCUGCAGCUGCGGCUGCUGCAGCUCGUCCGCUGUCUUCUCCACCUACCAGCAAUAACAACCCUACUUUCUCCGCGCCAGAAGAGCUCUAUGACAUGAACCCCGCCACACCACCUGGUGGAGACAACGAGGACGAGGAGAACACUGCGACCGACAAACCCUUAUCAGUGCGCGAUUGCCGCACAGCCAGCGAAAAGCGCCGCCGCCAACGCUUGAACGACAAGUACGAGACGCUCAAGCGAAUGGUGGUACCGCUCGCGACCAUUCAAGACGCGCGUCGCCCGCUGAGCAAGGACGAGAUUUUGGAUCACGCCAUUCGCAAGCUAAAGCACAUGAAUGCCGCGCUUGACUCUGCGCGGGAGAGCCUGAGAAUCAGCCAGACGGAGCAGGCAUCGCAACUUGAGCUCCUCGGCAACCAGAGCCGCUCCCCCACCGUCGAGCAACACACCAGCCGCAACCACCACGUCCCAUCUUCCAUCGUGGAGCUCACCGAUGACGUCCAGGAUUUGGUGGGCUCGCUGAACGGGCAGCCAAUGGCGACAUUGUUGCCUUCCCCAUCACCCAAUACCAUUGUGAAACGCAUGCCCUCGCGCCUCACGGACGAGAAUGUGUUCAUUUCUGUUCUUGAAACAAGCAUCAAGGUCAUGCAGUCGCCCAUCAACCGCGAAGUGAUUGAUCUCGUCCACGGCAGCACAGGCGACAUUUCGCAGCUCUUUUCGCGGCUUUGCCGCAUUUCUGGGCCAUGGCACGAGCAAGCACUGAUGGCGCACGAUGUUGGUAUUUCGGAUUCUCAGUCUGCCUUCGAACAGUUUUACACGUUUAGUCACGCUCAUUGGUUCAACCCGACUGUUCGACGUCUGUGGAGCCAGGUGCAGCUGCUCACAUACUGCCCUUCAACCCAGCUCGCAAUUGCGCCCAGCUCCGACGGCUCCACAACCACCUGCGUUGUUCCCCGCCGUACACCACUGACGGCUGAGCAAAUUCGCGCCAUUCUCGUCGAUAUCCAUGCCGAGCUCGCUAGUCCACGCAUGCACUCCAACAUUGUGGCAACCAUGGCGGAGCACGACGCUCAAACAGGGUCACUCAGCUCCGACGUUGACCGAUUGGCGCGCUUGUUCUUGCCCGUUUGGUUGGAUAUUUUCCGAAAGCACGGCAUGCGCGGAGAAGCGCCCGACAUUGCCACGUUCCAAGCCGCUGCCUAUGCGAUCGACGACCCUGUGGUGGUUGAGCUCACGUGGACCAUUUCCCGCUAUGGAUUUGUGCUGUACUGCCGUGACCUCAUGCGCACCUUCAACCCGCAUCAAGCCAACUAGCCUUUUGCUUUCCGUCUGAGCUUUUGCCUGGGCUCUUGUGGAUUUGAUACCCUUUUUGCCUUUUUGUUUUUGUUUGUUUUGUUCCUUUGUCGUUCAUGGUUGUCGCAAUUUGUUUGCGCUUGUUCAAUGCAAUUGUAAUCGAUUUUUUCUCUUCACCAAGCAUGAUCCUAUCAUCACCACUUCUGGAUGAACAUUUCUCGCAUGAGCAGUUCUUGUUGAUCAACACACGAAAAUAAAUACUUCUAAAC
Messenger RNA from Capsaspora owczarzaki ATCC 30864, 3299 nucleotides. RefSeq lists its product as hypothetical. The coding region runs from base 205 to 3051 and encodes 948 amino acids. Gene Ontology annotation, molecular function: protein dimerization activity. Lineage: Eukaryota; Filasterea; Ministeriida; Capsasporidae. The transcript has 2 exons. The record is from RefSeq and is a predicted model, not a curated record.